This is a messenger RNA of Plutella xylostella (diamondback moth), 1954 nucleotides long. RefSeq lists its product as uncharacterized. Gene Ontology annotation, molecular function: protein binding. Gene Ontology annotation, cellular component: plasma membrane. Lineage: Eukaryota; Metazoa; Arthropoda; Insecta; Lepidoptera; Plutellidae. The record is from RefSeq and is a predicted model, not a curated record.
UUUUAUGUUACUUCUAUUCCAGGCAGACAACAAAGGUCGGAAUGUCUCUUCGAAUAAUCCUUCUUAUCUGCGUCACUGCUCUCGCCACAGCUGAGGCCAAAUACCUGAACCACCAUCAGAAGCGCGACGCCGGGGCCAGCAUCUGUGACAAGAUCUACAACAACACGAAUAAAGUUCAAUGCUUCUGCGUCAAAGACAACAGGAAAACAAACGACAUCAAAUCAGCUGACUGCUACCUGAACAAAGCCAGCAUCGAAGAAAACAGCCCGGAAUGGAACGCAUUUGAACAACUACACAGUGUGGAUAAACUUGUCUUUACAACGAACAAAGAUGUACAACUAACUUAUAUACCGAGUAAAGCUAUCAAACAUCUGAAAGCUGCAAAACGGAUAGAUGUGAAAUAUGCAAGUAUAAAGGUCGUGACUCCGUACUCGUUUGCUAAUCUGAGCGAAGUAGAAGAAAUAUCAUUGAGUGACAAUCAAGUACAAGUGUUGAAGAAAUAUUCGUUUGCACAUCACAAAGCUCUACUAACCAUCAACCUCGAUACGAAUGACAUCGUCGAAAUAAACAGAGAUGUCUUCUUUGACUUGCCAAGCCUUGAAAAACUUUUCUUGACGAUGAACAAAAUAACCACAAUUCACGACAAAGCGUUUGUAAACUUGAUAACCCUGAGAGAACUGGAGCUGGAUAAGAACAACAUUUUCAGUUUGAACAGUGAAACUUUCGCUGGACUCAGACACUUGUUGAGACUUGAACUGAGCAAGAAUGCUAUCGAGGUGAUUGGAGACAAUACCUUCCUACCUCUAAAGAACUUGCAGUACCUGAAUUUGGAAGGAAACAAGAUAGAAAUGCUUGAUUCCAAGGCUUUUAAUGGCCUUUCAAAUCUACAACAUUUGUCUUUGGCUCUGAACAAGCUGAGUUCCAUAGAUAGCGUGAAUGUGUUUGAGGGUCUACGGUCACUGUCCUCACUGAGUCUACGAGGAAACAAAUUGUUUGAGAUCAAGUAUGAAGUUGUAGCGCCAAUCUUGAGCCAGUUCUUCGGUGCUAAAGGCACAAUGGACUUUGAAGACAACAGCUUUCCAUGCGACUGCCGCCUCGACUGGUUCAUGACCUUCAAGAACAAAACUUCCAAUGAAGCCUUAAAAUUAAAUAUUGAAAACCUCAAGUGUAUACCGAACGCUGAGCUGAGCAAAGCCUGGGAAAAAAUAGUUGAAAAUGAGAAAAACAAUGGAGCAUCAUUUGAAGAUGAAAAAACCCCAAACCAAAACGGAGACUAUGAAUAUUACGACGAUACACAGUUAGAAGGAAAACUUUUCUACAUAGAUAUCAGAGACCUAUUAAACUGUUCAAAAACAGUAAUGCAUUUAUCACAAUCUGUGCCAUUAACACCUCCAAUUGUGGAAGCUGAAACUACUACAAUAAAGAAUAAACCUCAAUACACUUUAACGACUAAGAAACCAGAAGUAUAUGUGUCGAAGAAAGUAUUCAAUAAAGGCAUUUUAGACCUUUCCUUAAGCGAGACUACAGAACGCGAAGAGAAUGAUAAAAAAACUAAACAUACAACAAGCGAAGAAGCGAAAACAACUUAUUCUGAUAACACUGCAUCAAACGACUUUGAUAGAAAUGUUCUCAACGACGGAAAUAGUAUGGACGAUAAGAAUUCACUUCAUGAUGAUAAAGAAAUGGCCUCAGACGAAGCUGUACCCGACAAACUUAACUACCAUAGAGAUUUCGAAGAAGAGCCAAAAACGCGAAAUAUGAACGCUGCAACGAGUAGUUCUUUUAGUUUAGCUUUAUCUAUUCCAGUACUAUUAGCAAUUAGAUUACAGUUUUAAUCACAAUUACAACCUAAGUUAGCUUUAAUUAUUUAUAGCUUUGUAAGUUUAAGAACUAGGAAUUGUAAAAAUGUCACAGUCAUUAUUCAUUAUUAAAAUCGACUAUUUCGUUAAGAAUG